This is a messenger RNA of Hibiscus syriacus, 1032 nucleotides long. RefSeq names its product (6-4)DNA photolyase-like. Gene Ontology annotation, biological process: circadian regulation of gene expression; entrainment of circadian clock by photoperiod. The record is from RefSeq and is a predicted model, not a curated record. The transcript is spliced from 12 exons. The coding region runs from base 1 to 1032 and encodes 343 amino acids. Gene Ontology annotation, molecular function: FAD binding; DNA binding. NCBI's taxonomy places the organism in Eukaryota, Viridiplantae, Streptophyta, Magnoliopsida, Malvales, Malvaceae. Gene Ontology annotation, cellular component: cytoplasm; nucleus.
AUGGGUAUCGAAUAUGCUGGAAUCGAGGUUUUCUCUCCAGUGAGUCAUACACUCUUCAAUCAUGCUGAUAUUAUAGAGAAAGUAAGCAAAAAACCACCAUUGACUUAUCAAUCCUUUUUAAACCUUGCUGGGGAACCCUCGUGGGCAUCUUCCCCACUUUCGGUUGAACUUUCGUCGAUUCCUCCUGUCAGGGAUGUUGGAAGGUGUGAUAUUUUACAAGUUCCAACAGUUAAGGAACUUGGGUAUGUGGAAGAGGAUCAUGAUGAAUUCACACCCUUUAAAGGUGGUGAGUCAGAAGCAUUGAGGAGGUUGAGAGAAACACUAUGUGACAAGGAAUGGGUAGCCAAUUUCGAGAAACCUAAGGGUGACCCUUCUGCAUAUAUAAAGCCAGCAACAACUGUUCUAUCACCUUAUUUGAAAUUUGGAUGCCUCUCUUCCAGGUAUUUUUACCAGUGCCUUCAAGAUGUCUACAAAAAUGUUAAGAGACAUUCAUCACCACCGGUUUCUCUUGUUGGGCAGUUGCUAUGGCGUGAUUUUUUCUAUACCGUCGCAUUUGGAACUCCUAAUUUUGACAAAAUGAAGGGUAACAAAAUAUGCAAGCAGAUUCCAUGGAAUGAUGAUGACGAACUCCUAGCUGCUUGGAGGGAAGCUAGAACAGGUUUCCCUUGGAUUGAUGCUAUAAUGGUCCAGUUGCGGAAGUGGGGUUGGAUGCACCAUCUUGCACGUCACUCUGUUGCGUGUUUCCUUACUCGUGGAGAUCUAUUUGUUCAUUGGGAAAAAGGACGUGUUGUCUUCGAGAGACUUCUAAUUGAUUCAGAUUGGGCAAUUAACAAUGGUAAUUGGCUCUGGCUAUCGUGUUCAUCGUUCUUUUACCAGUAUAACCGCAUAUAUUCACCGAUAUCGUUUGGAAGGAAAUAUGAUCCGAGUGGCAAUUAUAUUAGGCAUUUUCUCCCCAUACUAAAAGACAUGCCGAAGGAGUACAUAUAUGAGCCAUGGACAGCUCCACUUAGCGUGCAAACUAAAGCAAGUUGA